AAAAAUGGAAAAUAUAAAUGUUAUAUUAAGAAUUCGACCAUUAAAUGAAAAAGAAAUUAAAAUUUAAGAAAAGCCUGCAUUUGAAAUAACUGAUCCUUUUACAAUAUAAAUAAUACCUGAAAAUGCCAUAAAUAAAAAUUUAAUCUAAUCCGGUUAAUAAUUAACAUUUAAAUACGACAAAUGCUUUAAUGAAAAUAUCACAAAUUAAAUUUUAUUUCAAGACUGUGUAGAAUCGAUUAUUAAUUCAAGUUUAAAUGGGGUAAACGGAACUGUUUUUAUGUAUGGAUAAAGCGGUAGUGGUAAAACAUACACUAUGAUGGGUUAUGAAAAGAAAAAUACACCCCCAUAAUCAAAUAAAAAAGCAAAGAUGAAUCAAUAUGAUUAUUAUUCUUAAAGUCCUAUAUAAAACAAUAAUAGAUAAAAUUACUAAGAUAUAGACGAUAUCGAUUUUGAUAAAAUAAAUACACAAACUCCAGAUGAUAAUAAAGGGAUUUUAUAUUUAUCUUUAAAACAUAUAUUUAAUACGAUAUCUAAUAAUAAAGACAAAGCAUAUGUAGUUAAAUGUAGUUAUUUAGAAAUAUACAACGAUUAAAUACAUGAUCUAUUAAGUCAUGUUUAGAAAUUAAAUGAAUUAUUAUAAAUAGGAAUGAAUUAAAAUAAAGAAUUCUAUAUAAAAGGUGUCACUGAAUUAAGUAUUAGUAAUUUCAAUGAGGCCUUAGAGGUAUUAAAAAUGGGAGAAAAUAAUAAGCAUUAUGCAUAAACAACUAUGAAUCAUAAUAGUAGUCGAUCACAUAGCAUUUUUAAGGUAAAUGUAUAAAGUAUUAUGGUAAAAAAAGAAAAAUAUGGAAUAAAUAAUUAAUCAACUGUUAUUUAAUCUUCAGAAUUAAAUUUUAUUGAUUUAGCAGGUAGUGAAAAACUAUCUAAUCACUAAAAUAUUGAAGAGUUUUUAUUAAAUUCAGCACAAAAAAAUCAGAAUUUAUCACCAUAAGAUACUAUUAAAGAUAGAAUUAAAGAAGGAUAAUACAUAAAUAAGUCAUUGUUUUUUUUGACUUAAGUGAUUUCAUAAAUUGCAGAAGGAAAACCAAUUAUACAUAUUCCAUAUAGAAAUUCUCCUUUAACAAAAAUAUUAAAAAGCAGUUUAGGUGGUAAUUCAAGAACUAUGAUUAUUUUAUGUAUUACAUGUGCUUAGAGUUAAUUUGAAUAAACUUUAUCUACUAUAAGAUUUGGUUUAAAUGCUAAAAAAAUCGAAAAUAAA
Messenger RNA from Ichthyophthirius multifiliis, 1255 nucleotides. Its product is annotated as kinesin motor domain protein. Gene Ontology annotation, molecular function: microtubule motor activity; ATP binding; microtubule binding. The transcript is spliced from 6 exons. Gene Ontology annotation, biological process: microtubule-based movement. The record is from RefSeq and is a predicted model, not a curated record. NCBI's taxonomy places the organism in Eukaryota, Ciliophora, Oligohymenophorea, Hymenostomatida. The annotation marks the transcript as partial.